AUGGAAACUAUUUUUACGUCUCGUUACUAUAAACUCAAUCGUUUGUUUUUAUCGAUCGUUGGUAUUUGGCCAUACGAUGAUCCAAGGGAUAGUCUAAUACGAAAGAUCAGAACUUAUAUAGCACUUACAAUUACAAUAUUAUCGCAAAUAUUCGCCCUCAUAAAAUCUGAUUUAUCACUGCAAACGAUUAGUACAAUAUUUUCGUUUCUUGUACCAUCGUUAUGUCUAUUCAUUUCUUAUUAUAGCACCAGUUCUCAUAGCAAGAUGAAGAUUAUGAUCGAACAUAUGAAUUACGAUUGGUGCCAUUUAAUUUCUGAUAAGGAACGACGUAUCAUGGAGAAAUAUGCGAGCUUGACUAGAAUAUAUACGAUUAUUAGUAUUGAUUUCUGUCAUGCCUAUGGUUUGCUCGAUAUUACUGGGAAUAUGUUGAAACAUGCAUUUGAUACGAGAAAUUACAACGAAUGUACAGAAAAGGAUAUCGAGAAUAUCACGAUGAGAAUAAUACGUUGUGUUUUAUGUCACACGAGAACUAUACGAUUCAUCGAUAACAUAAAUUCAACAUUUAAAACAAGUAUAAUAAUUCACUUGAUACUUGGAUUUAUGAUGAUUUUGAUUGCGUUCUUUCAAGUAUUUUCCGUGGAAGAUAUUAGCAAAAAUAAAAGGGAAUUUUUAACGGCUCUAUUCUAUAUGAUUACUAUCAUUCUAUGGCUGUCUCUUUUUUCUUACAUCGGACAAAUGUUACUGAAUAAAAGCGCCGAGAUAUUGAAUAACGCUUACAAUUCGAUGUGGUAUUUGGCGCCAUACAAGAUGCAACAAUUAUUGUUAAUUAUUAUGAUUAGAUGCGACAAAUUGUCGGCUCUGAUUAUCGGACAAACAUUUGUGACGUCCUUGGAAUUGACCACAUCGAUAUUACAGAACGCGAUAUCUUAUGCUAUGGUCAUACGUUCUAUUCGUUGA
This is a messenger RNA of Vespa mandarinia (Asian giant hornet), 957 nucleotides long. RefSeq lists its product as uncharacterized. Gene Ontology annotation, biological process: sensory perception of smell; detection of chemical stimulus involved in sensory perception of smell. The record is from RefSeq and is a predicted model, not a curated record. Gene Ontology annotation, cellular component: plasma membrane. Lineage: Eukaryota; Metazoa; Arthropoda; Insecta; Hymenoptera; Vespidae. Gene Ontology annotation, molecular function: odorant binding; olfactory receptor activity.